Messenger RNA from Saccharomyces eubayanus, 1302 nucleotides. It is a transcript of the gene GPI18, whose product is annotated as GPI-anchor transamidase GPI18. NCBI's taxonomy places the organism in Eukaryota, Fungi, Ascomycota, Saccharomycetes, Saccharomycetales, Saccharomycetaceae. The transcript has a single exon. Gene Ontology annotation, cellular component: endoplasmic reticulum membrane; mannosyltransferase complex. The record is from RefSeq and is a predicted model, not a curated record. Gene Ontology annotation, biological process: GPI anchor biosynthetic process. Bases 1 to 1302 code for a protein of 433 amino acids. Gene Ontology annotation, molecular function: alpha-1,6-mannosyltransferase activity; GPI mannosyltransferase activity.
AUGCUAGUAGGCUUAACUCUAUAUUUUGUACUAUUUCGCUCACUGCAGUACCUGUUAGUAUUCCUUACUCCAGUAAGGCAGUUCGAUACGUCUACAUCACUUUUAUUAAAUGAGCUAUGCACUUCUCCUAAUGAGAUCAACAGUUAUUGGAACAAAUUUUUUUGGAAUAAGCUGUUAUCCUGGGAUGCCGUUUUCUUUAUCAAGAAUAUGACUUCUAAAGACGAAAAGCCUCAAUUUGAGCACGAAUACGCAUUUUCUCAGCUUUGGGCUUCCCUAAUAAGAUUGAUCGUCAAAAAUAAUGAUAAAAAUAUUUAUCAUGUUUUAAAAGUUGCGGUCGUAAUGGAAAAUGUCUUGUUUUACUCAUCUGCAAUUGUUCUAUAUUUCUUAACGAAAAGAACUUUUAGCCAAAAUAAAAAGCAUUCACGGUUUGCCAAAAGUAUCGCUAAAAAGACAUCUUUAUUAUUUUCUCUAACUAGUGCCGCUGGAUUUUUAACUAGUAUAUAUUCUGAACCGUUAUCAUUUUUCUUAGCAUUUGUCGGUAUCUGGUGUCGUGAGUGCACCAUCUCCAUACCUGUCUCCGGUCAAUUUGAUUGUCCAUGGAGGAACUGGUUUUCCUAUUCCAUUAUCAGCAUGUCCUGUUUCACCUUAGCAUCACUGAAUCGCUCAAACUGUAUUUUGCUCGGGAUAUAUUUCGUUUUUGACCUAAUUGAGCUCACAAAGAAUAGGAAAUUUGUAAAAGCAAUUUGCUUUCCAUUGUUGUCAGGAUUACUAAUGUUUUCCGCCUUAAUAUAUCAACAAUAUUACCUACCGUACAAUACCUUCUGCCCCCAAAGAGGUGAAUGGUGUACAUCUCAAUUAUUACCAAGAUUAUUCGUUACAAAGACUUCUCUGUAUUCCUAUAUCCAGGGCCAUUAUUGGGGAGUCGGAUUUUUGAAAUAUUGGACCCCAAAUAACAUUCCAAAUUUUUUGUUGGCUAUACCGAAUAUUAUUAUUUUGACAUAUUCCUCCAUAUAUUUUAGCAAAAUCUACCCAUCCUACAAUUUGAAGCCCCUAGUAUGGAUUACCAGAUCCUUGGUUAUCAUGGUAUGUCUUUUUGCUCACGUCCAGAUUUUAAACCGUAUAGCCUCUUUUAUACCAUUACACCUUUGGUACUUGGCCGAUAGAUUGGUUAAGACCUCAGGACCAGAACAAAUGGACAAUCCAAAGGGUGACGAUAAAAUAGUUAAGUUUUACAUAUAUUGGCUUGCGUUUUGGAUACCCUUACAAACAGUCUUGUUCGCUGCAUUCUUACCGCCUGCCUAA